Messenger RNA from Marchantia polymorpha subsp. ruderalis, 1071 nucleotides. The record is from the annotation of a GenBank genome assembly. Lineage: Eukaryota; Viridiplantae; Streptophyta; Marchantiopsida; Marchantiales; Marchantiaceae.
AUGGCGUAAGGCACACAGAAACACACACGCGCCAGACACGCAAAUGCUUUGAGUGAACAAGAGCCUGGAGCGCCUGCGAUUGACGGACUGAUGGAUGGCGCCGGAGCGUGGAUUGGAACGGCCCACCCCUCGAUGAUUCGAUCGAUCGAUCGAAGCGUUUGGCUCGUCAUGAGAACCGAGGCGCCAUGAAGCUCAUCAACCGCAGCGGCCUAUCCCCCAGAGUCCCUGACUGACUGCUUGCCUGCCUCGGAUAGACGUCGAGGGCACGAGCGAGCGCGGGCGGUGCCUCUCAACUGGACGCCUCCGCAGAAUCUACGAGGUUUCGAGCCUCGCUGCCUUCCUCAUGAGACUCAGAAUCCUUACCCAGAGCUCAUCGUACUGCUGGUGCUGCGGUACUCCACUUUCAUCACCGUUAUCCAUCUGACAGGUCGAAAGGAGGAGGCUUAGGAGGUUGAAAUUUCGGUGGGCUGGGUCGAGAGAGAUCAGCGAGGAGGAGCAGAGGCAGCCAUGGAAUGUGCAGGAGUGAGCGGAGUACUCGGUCCGAGGAAAUUCGGGGCACUCCCGAUGAGCAAUUCUGGGUGGUCGGGCAUCAAGGGCUGCGUAGGCCUGCCGAGCCAAGGGCCGUUAUGGAGGUCCGCGAGCAGGCGGCGGGGAAGCGCCGGAAAGGCCAGAGCGUCGGAUGAUCAAGACGAGGGUGGCCCUAGAAAAGAUCAGGGAGGGCAGAAAGUGGAUUGGGACAAGGCGUGGACCAAAUUCAGCAGCCCGGAGAAGAAGAAAUCCUUCUUGAACAUCGACAUGGAGCAGUAUGUGAGCCGCAGGCCCGAGCACUCGAACUAUCCCCUGUCGGAGGAAGUGGAUCCCAUGCGGAAAUCGGAGAAAUCGGCUUUGGGUUUCUGGACCACGCCUCAGUUUACUUAUGUCAUGGCCGGUGUCAUAGUCGGCCUCUUUAUUUACAUGGUGAUCAUAGUCGGACCACCACCUUCCAGGCAUUGACACGAGUCCUGACAGUGUUCUUCUACAUGUACAUUAUCUGUAAUUUUAAACGAUUGCUUUGAUGACCGCUCUUGCUCG